AUGUGAUUGCGGCCCAAAAGCUCAGAGUGCAUGUAGCUCACACUAUUUAGUAGUGUUUUGGGGGUAAAUGAAAGAUGCAUUUGUUGUUGCAUGUCGGUUAGGGUUUAAGAGCAGUUGUAGCUGAAGUUGUGUGAAAGAAAAGUCCCAAACUAAAUCAGCAUGGCUCAUUUUGGUUUUGAAGAAAAGGAGAGUCACUGUUUGAGAAGAGACAUCUCUAACCUGCAGUCCUGUGCUGGAAGUAACCAGCUAAGCAGUACUUUAGUGUCACAAAUGCCAACCAUGAAGACAAGUGAGCAGAUUUGUUUAGGGGUUUCCCAGCUGGAAAACAACCUUGACAUGAGCAGUGAGUCCACGAAUCAGGUGGAGGAUUACAGUCCUCCCAUAGACAUUUCUACAGCUCUGAAGUCAAUGGCAUUAAUGCGCACAUGGAAUUUGAAAGUUCCCUUAACAAUGCCGUCUUCAGCACCUGGACUUCAGGAAGACAACUCAACUUUGUCCCCACUGGAUUAUUUGAGUAAAAGUCAUGAAAUGGAAGCAGAUCCUUUUAAAGGGGAAAUGUUGAAUGUGUCAUUCCAGUCAAAGUACAUUCAUUUUUUCCCACUGUAUCAGGACUACUGCUUGCAGGCUGUGAGAGGAGAUAUUCACAGACUCAGAGACGGUUGCCUGUCUGAACUGAUAAAUCCCCAGAAUCUUCGGAGCCUACAGUCACCUCCAAACCCCUGCAGCCAUUCAAGCACAGAGUCCCUUCAGCAAAGAUCACCUGGUGCAACUCUAUACUCGCCUCAACCUAUUAGGGUGACUUCCUGCACCCUCUGGCAAGAUUUGGAUGAGGUUAAGGCAUCUGGCCUGCUCAGCAGCUUAACAGUUGGAGAGAUUCGCCUUCAUGAGUCCAUAUUUGAGUUGAUCAGCUCUGAAGCAUCUUACCUAAAAAGCCUUGAAGUGGCAGUCAAGCAUUUCUUUGCAUCAAAGGCACUGAAGACGACUCUGACCAAAAUGGAGCAUCAUGUUUUAUUUUCCAACAUUCACCAAGUGAAGGCAGCCAGUGAAAGGUUUCUUAUGGAUCUGGAAACUCGACUGGGAGAGAACAUGUUCAUGUCUCAGGUUGGAGACAUUGUGCUCCAACACUGCCAGGAUUUUCACAAACUCUAUGUACCUUAUGUGACUAAUAUGACGUACCAAGAGUCCCUCGUCAACCAGCUGCUGAAACGGAACAGAAACUUUCUUCAUACACUGAAAACACUGGAAGGCAACCCAAUGUGUCAAAGACAGACUCUUAAGUCAUUUCUAGUCCUUCCCUUCCAGAGAAUUACACGUAUAAAACUGUUACUGGAGAGAACCCUGAAACUGACUGAACCAGAUACUGACUCUGCAUCAAAUCUCUCAAAGGCAAUCGAUGCCGUCCACGAGAUUGUGACAGAGUGUGACGAGGGGGUCAAAAAAAUGAAACGACUGGAAGAACUACUCUGCCUGGAAACACGACUAGAUUUUGGCAACAUUAAGUCUGUUCCUCUGGUCAUCAGCACACGCUUUCUGAUCCUCCAAGGGCCCAUGAAACUGCUGACUCUAGAGAGCACUUCCAGCUCAGGAAUGUCAUUUAUGGACAUCUACCUCCACCUCUUCAAUGACCUUUUGAUCAUCUCCUCUAAAAAGGAUCAGCGGUUCAUGGUACUGGAUCACGCUCUCUUCCCAGCACAUGUGUCUGUGGAGCAUCUGAAGACUGAAGUCCUGGGACUACCGCCACACUCUUUUCUGCUACAUCUGUCCAAAAGUCAGACAGGACAUCCAACUGCCAUGAUACUUGUAACACUCACAAGAUCGGAUAAAGAAGUAUGGAAGAAGGAACUGUCAUCUAAGGAGUGAUGGGCAUAAAAUGCAGACCCCACCACCACACUGCCUUUUAUUUUUUUAUUAAUUUUGACUUUUG
Molecule: messenger RNA, 1924 nt
Organism: Melanotaenia boesemani (Boeseman's rainbowfish)
Lineage: Eukaryota; Metazoa; Chordata; Actinopteri; Atheriniformes; Melanotaeniidae
Product: rho guanine nucleotide exchange factor 19
Exons: 14
Coding region: 160-1860 (566 amino acids)
Biological process (GO): activation of GTPase activity
Cellular component (GO): nucleus; cytoplasm
Molecular function (GO): guanyl-nucleotide exchange factor activity
Source: RefSeq, a predicted model, not a curated record